Molecule: messenger RNA, 7513 nt
Organism: Anguilla anguilla (European eel)
Lineage: Eukaryota; Metazoa; Chordata; Actinopteri; Anguilliformes; Anguillidae
Gene: trim71
Product: tripartite motif containing 71, E3 ubiquitin protein ligase
Exons: 4
Coding region: 24-2462 (812 amino acids)
Biological process (GO): proteasome-mediated ubiquitin-dependent protein catabolic process; protein polyubiquitination
Molecular function (GO): protein binding; zinc ion binding; ubiquitin protein ligase activity
Source: RefSeq, a predicted model, not a curated record
AGUAAUCCUGCACUCAAUCGCAAAUGGCUUCGUUUCCUGACUCCGAUCUUCAGACGUGCCCUCUUUGUAAGGAAUUGUGCGGCUCCUCUGCUCCAAUAUCGUCCAACUCAUCUACCUCAUCAUCUUCGUCUCAUACCUCAAGCUGCUCUACCUCAUCUUACAGAAGGCUCCAUGUUCUACCCUGUCUCCACGCCUUCUGUAGGCAGUGCCUAGAAGGGCAACGCAGUCCUGGCGACCCCUUGAAACUUCGGUGCCCAACUUGUGACCAAAAAGUCUCCAUCUCCGAGUCCGGGGUGGACGCGUUGCCAUCGUCGAAUUUCCUCUUCAGCAAUCUGCUGGACGUUGUGGUUUCCACCGAGGAGCAGAAUAAGACCAAUUGCAGGGGGCACAGCCACCCCCAUGGUGGCCUUCUUCGGCCUCACCACCUCGGGGAACCUCAGUGCAGUUCGUGCGACGAGGGCAACCCUGCUACCUCACACUGCCUGGAUUGCCAGGACUACCUCUGUGAUAACUGCAUGCGUGCACACCAGCGAGUCCGGUUGACCAAAGACCACUUCAUCGAACAGUUGCUGGAGAGCUUGCAUCUCACCAGCCGAACCAAUAACUCCAACACUCCAGUGACCCUACCCCAGUCCUACCACUCAAACUACUCGCUGCUUCCCGUCUUCCCGGACCGGACAAGAUACUGUCAGCAACACGACAAUGAGGUGUUCCGCUUCUUCUGUGACACGUGCUCCGUGCCCAUCUGCAGGGAGUGCAGCGUGGGGCACCACAUGGGCCACAGCUUCAUCUACCUCCAGGACGCCCUGCAGGACUCCCGCUCCAUCACCAUCCAGCUGCUGUCUGACGCGCAGCAGGGCCGGCAGGCCAUACAGCUGAGCAUCGAGAAGGCCCAGGCCAUCGCUGAGCAGGUGGAGAUCAAAGCCAAGGUGGUGCAGUCAGAGGUGAAAGCCCUCACGCUGCGACACAAGAAGGCCCUGGAGGAGCGCGAGUGUGAGCUGCUGUGGAAGGUGGAAAAGAUUCGGCAGGUGAAGGCCAAGGCCCUGUACCUGCAGGUGGAGAAGCUACACCUGAACCUGAGCAAGCUGGACAGCACCAUCACCACGGUGCAGCAGGCUCUUGAGGAGGGCCACGGCAUGGAGAUCCUGCUGGCCCGCGAGCGCAUGCUCACCCAGAUCCAGGACCUGAAGGCCCUGCGGGGGCUUCUGCAGCCCCAGGAGGAUGACCGCAUCAUGUUCACCCCCCCGGACCAGGCCCUCCUCAUCGGCAUCAACUCCAUGGGCCUCAUCAGCAGCGGAGCCUUUGCUCCCAUCACCAAGGCUACUGGCGAAGGCCUGAAGAGGGCGCUGCAGGGCAAGGUGGCCUCCUUCACCGUGGUGGGCUACGACCACGACGGGGAGCUCCGGCUGUCGGGUGGGGAUGGGGUCUCGGCCGUGGUGAUGAGCCCAGACGGGACCCUGUCUGUCGCCGAUGUGACGGAUCACCAGAACGGCUCGUACGGCGUGAGCUACCUGCCCAAAAUGGAGGGAGAGCACCUGGUCUCCGUGCUCCUCUGCAGCCAGCACAUCGAGGGCAGCCCCUUCAAAGUGCUGGUGAAGUCAGGCCGCAGCUAUGGGGCCAUUGGGCUGCCCGUGGCCUCCUUCAGUGGGGAGGGUGAUGGGGAUGGCCAGCUGUGCCGACCCUGGGGUAUCUGUGUGGAUCGGGAGGGCUACGUGGUGGUGGCAGAUCGCAGCAACAACCGCGUUCAGAUCUUCAAGCCCUGCGGAACUUUCCACCACAAGUUUGGCACCCUGGGGUCUCGCCCCGGCCAGUUCGACCGGCCUGCAGGCGUGGCCUGCGACUCUCAGAGGAGGAUCAUUGUGGCCGACAAGGACAAUCAUCGCAUACAGGUGUUCACCUUCGAGGGCCAGUUCCUGAUGAAGUUCGGAGAAAAGGGUUCCAAGAACGGGCAGUUUAACUACCCCUGGGAUGUGGCCGUCAACUCGGACGGCAAGAUCCUGGUCUCGGACACCCGCAACCACCGCGUCCAGCUCUUUGGCCCAGACGGCACGUUCCUGAACAAGUAUGGAUUCGAGGGGGCACUCUGGAAGCAUUUUGACUCCCCCAGGGGUGUGGCCUUCAAUCAGGAGGGCCACCUAGUGGUGACGGACUUCAAUAACCACCGGCUGUUGGUAAUCCGCCCGGACUGUCAGUCUGCCCGCUUCCUGGGUUCGGAGGGCACAGGGAAUGGGCAGUUUCUUCGUCCGCAGGGGGUCGUCGUGGAUCAGGAGGACCGCAUCAUCGUCGCCGACUCCCGAAACCACCGCAUUCAGGUGUUUGAGCCCAAUGGCAACUUUUUAUGCAAGUUUGGGACCCAGGGAAACGGAUUUGGGCAGAUGGACCGUCCGUCGGGGAUCGCCAUUACUCCGGACGGAAUGAUCAUCGCCGUCGACUUUGGCAACAACCGAAUCCUUGUGUUCUGAACCCACAACACCACUCUUUUUGUUUGGAAAAAUAAAUCUGAAGUAGGGGAGAAAGCAUUACAACAGGAAAAAGGGAUUUUAAGGUACACAUUGGAAAAAUCAGCCAUUGCUUCUGGUGAGAGUGUCCAAAGUUUGAGAGAAUCAUUUUUGGUCAUUCUUUUCUCGCGUUGAUCCCUCUAACUCAUCAUAUUUCUGGAUUUUCACAGGCUGUGUGUGAUCAAAUAUAGUUCUGUGUAUCCAUCAGUAACCUGCUAGACAAAAAACUCUCAAUGUCCAUGUGUACCUUAAAAUCUUUUUUGCUGAAUCGUCUCAGGGAAUUUUUUUGCAUUCUUGAAAGAGUUUAUUCUCUGCAUCUACCUCAUCUAACUCAUUUGAAUGUACUUUGUGUUUGUUGUGCAAAGAUUUAGUCCGUAAAAAAUUUUAUAAAGAAGAAAGUAAAAUGUCUACCUCAGUUCUUUUUUAUUUAAGAGAAAAAAGAAAAUGGUUUGGUUUAUAUUUGCACAGCUCGCACAACUUUUCUACAUUGUUACUGUGCACAUGAAGCAAUUUAAAAACCUCUAUAUUGCUGACAAUGUUCAGACACAAGGCCACAUGUUUAGGACAGAAUGAGUGUAGAAAUUUUGAUUAAUCUACUAUUUUGGUGCGUGUUGUUCAUUGAUAUUUUAUUAUAAAUAGGUCUCCAUUUACUUUAUAACUUGACAUAACUCAGACAUUUGUAUACAAAUGUUAUUUACUGGAAACUGCAGCUCUGUUCAACCCACGUCAUACUUUACUACUGGUACUGGUACUAAUACAGUAUUGCAGUAGAAAUAAGACGAUUAAUUAACAGGCAGUAUAAACGGUUAACUCCGGUUAACGGUCUUCACACAGCUUUAAAAAAACCAUUUUGUUAAGUACAGUGUUUUAAUCUUAUCAUUUAUCUUGAGUAUGACCCUCAUAUAAAGACAAGCCUUUAAAGAAUAUGAUUGGCAUUACCAAUGUCCUUGAUAAAGUAGUACAAAUAGUGUAAACCCCAAAGAAUGCGCCUUCUCUCUGUUUGCAGCGCACCUUACUAGAGAGAAUGAAUGACUUUCAUAAAGAAACAGAUGUUUCUUUUAACUGUCUUUCUGGAAACUUGCCAAAAAUGUUUUAUUUGGUGAGGAGGAUUAUUGUUGUAUGAAGAUUUCCUCAGGUUGCCUGAAUGAACCAGUAUCUAGAGCACAAGGGUGCAUUUGCCAACAUGUAGUUCUCAAGACUGCCGAAAGAACAGCCAGCAGGCUUACACAUGUAAUGGGCUGUGGGAGAUUUUUGGAUUUAAUCCAAACCUUGUAGCACUGUGGAGUACAUUUAUAUUUAUUGAUUUCCUUUAAAGUCUAGAAAGACCAGGCCUAUAAUGGUAGUCUGGCUCAAGGAAAAUACCAAAGUUAGAAUAGCAGCACAAACUACUUCUUAAGGCUGGCUGAUCAACUUUUUAACUUUUGUCUUUUUAAAAUAAUUGUUGACUAUUUGGUCGUGCCCCCCGACUCCCACCAGAGAAGUACUUUUGAUCAGUUGAGCAGAGACAUGAAUUGUUUGUUCAUGUCUUAAUCAUUAGAAGUAUGAAAGUAGAAGUAUACUUUUGAAACGGGACAUAAAUUUAUUUUUAGUCAGUUGGAAUUUGGAUAUGGUUAGUCCAGUUAAAAUAAGAAUCAUAGCAUAAAAUAAAAGUAAGAAACAUGGCACUCACAUGGAUUUUGCAAGAAUUUCUCGGCCCUGCAUUGAUCUGUGUGCCUUUUUCUCUUUAGUCAGAAAUUUUGUCCUGUCUGGCUCAUUUAGGUUUGUGUUUGCUGUUGAUUUAAGUAAGCAAGCAGGAAUUUAAGUCAUUAUCUUUGUUAUGUUAAAUAUAUUUUCUGUUUGUUUUUCAUUUCCAGAAGGGUUCAGGUUGUGCACUGUAAAUGGUUUAUUUCAGGUGGUUUUAUGUCAUGUUAAACAAUGACAGCACUAAAUGAUUACAAUUUCACUGGCUGCUUCUGCACCACAGCGCUUUAAGACCCUGGAUUAAGAUUUCUUAUGUUUGAGCUAACUAAAGUUUUUGUGGAGUGGAAAGAAGGAAGAGUUUUCCCCUUUAUAAUUUAGCAUUAAAUCCUAAUUUACUGAAAGCCCGUCUUCGGACAAGGCAUUUUCUUGAAGUGUUUUAGCUGACUUGGCUGUCCUUCUUUGGCCUGUCACACAGGUUUCGAACAGUUAUGGUCCAGAAAUGUUGGAAGGCCUGGAUUUGUUUAAUCUGAAACCAGCUAUGCAGGAUCUGACAUUCUUCAUGUCUGAACUCUGUAUGUGGAAAUACCUACAUUGGCGAGUAGCAGGAAAGCAGGUCAUACUCACCUGGCCACACCAGGCAUGCUGCAUGGAGCGCAGUGACUUAUUGGCAUGCAAACACUUAAGUGUAAUUGGAGGAACUGCCCUUCAAAUUACUACAGGGGGUGGGUUCAGACGUUUGUGCUCAUUGUUGUGCCUUUUAUUGUGGAAGGAGGAUAAUGAGUAAGGGUUUUUCAGUGCAGUUCUCAUCAUAGUGGAAAUGGUGAGGGCUGGAUGGUCAGAGUUUCUGAGAUCAGGUUAUGUGACUGAGUUGGAGAAGUGACAUAGUUAUGAGAGGAUUGGUUGAUGAUUACUAUAUGGCUUUGAGCACCAUCUUGGUGUCCUCCUAUUAGGCUAGAUCGAAGUCUCAUCAAACAGUAAAGUAUCUCAGCAUCUUUUUCUGCUUCACUGAUCCUACUUCAUCUUAAGCACAAUGGCAUCUCAUUGGAAUGAAUGUAUAAAUGUGGAUCUGGCAUUGAUGCAAUGAGAACAGUAAAAUACUUUUGAAGUUCAGUCAGGAGACUUUUGAAUCAAGUAAAGGAUGUUUGACACCUAUUUACCAAGUAAGUAGCACAUUGUGGAAUUGUGAUGAAGCAAUACAGAACACAGAAGCCCACUGAUUCAAACAGACUAUCUGAAACAAGGGUUCUGAACCCUGGUCCUGGUGGAGUGCUGGGUCUGCUGGUCUUGCUUAUUACAUAACAUUCAAGGUAUCCAUUAAAGCAGGUUACUACAGUUAAUUCAGUUCAGCUGGCUUACUGGGCCUGAAUUGGUUGCUGAUUUUAAGAGGAAAAGAAAAACCACCAGACCCUGUGGCUCUCCAGGGUCAGUGUUUAGAACCUUUAAUCCUGACUGGCAUGAUCCUUCUUGUUUCAGUAUUCACAUACAUGUUAGCUCUGCUUUCAUCUUGUGAAAUUUGAGAUCAUUAGGUCUUCACUCUAUGAGAGGUAAAAAAAAAAAAAGUAUCUCAAUUAACAGCAUUUGUAGAAAAAUAUGGCUGUAAAAAAAGUAUGUUGUGCGUGGCUUUGAAUAUUAGUGUCUUCUCCCUUGAUAGAUGGCUUUACAUGGCCCAGGCUGCAUUUAGCAUGUGCCUUAACACUGCUGCAGCUGGAUGCAGGCGGCUUUAACUCAACACUGAUGCAGUGCAGCAUGCAUGGCUACACUUGCAAGAAUCUUUUUAGUCUUAAGAUAAGCCUGACCUUUUUAAGCACAUGCUUAAUCAGUGUACUACCCUUAAAACACUUCUUUAAAUUAAACUGACCACCAUUACUUAAGGGCAUUUAGGAAGUUGUAGCUGCUUGGUGUCUUAUCAGUGUUGAAUGUGUAGCUGUCAUAGUGACAUUAUUUGGGAGUGUAUAGUGUUGAUCUGAUCUCAUAAUGUUAACUAGUCGAAGAGAAAACCAAAAUGAUUUAGAAAUUUGCUGCUUUCUCUCCUUGACUUGAGCAGAUAAUGUAAAAUUCUGUAUUAAGAGAUGACUCAUCAUUAGACCUUAGAACAGCCAGCUUUGUCUUAAUAAAGCCCAAUGCCACUAUAAUGGCUUUUGAGUACAUCGGUCAAGCUGAGUAUCACUCUGAAUAUGUAAUUUAGAAGCUGUGUACAGGUGACUUGGCCAGCAGAGCUGUGUGUUAUUCUGAUUAUUUUCUUUCCUGUCAUAUGGGUUUAAUACCCACCCCCUUGUUCUUUUUCCUUAUGGAUAAAAAGAUGAGUAAAGUAUACCAGCUCAUACUUGCAUGGUCUUAGACCCUUUUUAAUGAUUGUAUCAUAUUAAAAAUCUAUAUAAAUAAAAAAAAGAAAAACUCAGGUAGCUUUCCAGAGCUUUGAUUUGAAGCUCAAUCAGUUAAAUGUUUGUGUCCUGUAGUAACAUAGUAAUUCUUCUGUUAUUUCUUUGUCCAUAUAUACCUCUUGAUGAAACAAAAGAGAAUUGUUUUGUAAAAUUGUGUUCAGUCUCACUUUCUCCAGAUUACCUCUGUUCAAUUUAUGAAUAUACAAAAGAUUGUGACAGCCAUGGAACUAACAGCUGUAUUGUUUUUGAACCUGGAUUAAAUGUUCUCUUUUUUUGUCAUACCACUAGACAGCCAAGAGCAGAUGAUCUGGGUAGGAAGCUUUUUGAUUGCUGUGACAAAAACAGUCCUCCUGACCGUCCAUCCAAAGAUAGAUGCAGGCAAACCUGCUAUGAAGGGGGAGUUUAAAAUGUUUAAAGACUCGAGAUUUGAUAAAUCUACUUUAUUACACUGUAUUAUCCUUAAAGGUAGGCUUUAAGUCUGGUAGCUAUUUGGUACCGCCCCUUCCUAGCCCCUAGUAAUCUGGAAAAACAUUUCCCAGAAUGCACCUCUGACCUCUUGGCUGUUGGUGGUGUGUUUCAGGUAAACAGAAAUCCACUGAAUGUAUCCUCAUGACAGUCCACAGAGAGGCUGUCCUGUGACCGCCUGUGUUUAGCUGACUGUGUCCUUGCCUCCCAGGAGGUCUGCACCCAGGCUGGGAGGUUAGAUAUUUUUAAGAGAGGGGGGUGCUGGAAGUGUUCUCAGAGGGCACAGUCCAGUCCCCCCAAGUCCCCUCCCAGCUUCCUCUCAGGGCUGACUGGAAGCAAAGGUCUCAGAUUCACUCUGAAUCAGGUGAAGGAGAAUAAUGUAUGUUGGUUGUCUGCAACCAUCUCCUGCUGUCUUUGUGGACUUUAAACAUUUUCUAUGCAGUUUUUUAUGUCCUUUGUUUACACAUAAAUAAAGUUGUAUUUCUCGGA